Messenger RNA from Perognathus longimembris pacificus (Pacific pocket mouse), 7567 nucleotides. RefSeq names its product DENN domain containing 4C (gene Dennd4c). NCBI's taxonomy places the organism in Eukaryota, Metazoa, Chordata, Mammalia, Rodentia, Heteromyidae. Gene Ontology annotation, biological process: regulation of Rab protein signal transduction. The record is from RefSeq and is a predicted model, not a curated record. The transcript is spliced from 33 exons. Gene Ontology annotation, molecular function: protein binding. Gene Ontology annotation, cellular component: cytoplasmic vesicle. Bases 321 to 6173 code for a protein of 1950 amino acids.
UGGCCGCGGGAGCGCCGCCGCGUCCGCGCAAGCCCACGUCCCGGAUCGUUACACCCGCUCCCCCCCUCCCGCAGCCAGAGGCGCCCCCUUGAGACCCAGCGCGCGCAGGCGCAGGCGCAGACUGGCGGCGGCGGCGGCGGCGGUGGCUGAGGCUGCGGAGUGAAUCCCGUUUGCCCCGCCCUGCCUUGCCUUGCCUUGCCCUGCCCAGCCCUGCCCUGCUGUAGGCACCCCGGCCGCGGAGCCGGCGCUUUCAUGCCCCAGGAAGCUGUGCCCGGGUGGCUGCCGCGGAGCGGGCGGCGGCAGGAAAGUGAACAGCAGCCAUGAUAGAAGACAAAGGUCCAAGAGUGACAGACUACUUUGUUGUGGCAGGUCUCACAGAUACAUCAACUCUUUUGGAUCAAGAAAUAAAUCGUUUAGAUACUAAGUCAGCUGGGCCUAAGGCUCCAAUUACAGAUAUUGCUGUUAUUAACAAAUCAGCUGGGGAAACAGUACCUGAAGGCUACACCUGUGUUGAAGCCACCCCAUCUGCACUCCAAGCAAACUUGAACUAUGGAAGUCUGAAAAGCCCAGAAGUUUUCCUGUGUUACAAGAGAGGGAGAGAUAAACCACCCCUUACAGAUAUUGGGGUUUUAUAUGAUGGGAAAGAAAGACUUAUUUCAGGAUGUGAAGUGAUUGCUGCCACUCCCUAUGGUCGCUGUGCCAAUGUCAACAACAGUUCCACUUCUUCACAGAGAAUCUUUAUCACUUACCGAAGAGCUCCUUCAGUUCGACCCCAGAACUCCUUGGCUGUAACUGAUAUUUGUGUUAUUAUAACCAGCAAAGGAGAAACCCCUCCUCAUACCUUCUGCAAAGUUGACAAAAAUCUAAAUUGUGGCAUGUGGGGUUCCAGCGUGUUUCUAUGUUAUAAGAAGUCUGUGCCUGCUUCAAAUGCAUUAGCAUAUAAAGCUGGUUUAAUAUUUAGGUAUCCAGAAGAUGACUAUGAGUCUUUCCCACUCUCCGAAUCUGUGCCUCUCUUCUGCCUUCCAAUGGGAGCCACUAUUGAAUGUUGGGAUCCCCAAACCAAACAUCCACUUCCAGUUUUUUCAACUUUUGUUCUGACAGGUUCUUCAGCUGAAAAGGUAUAUGGAGCUGCUAUCCAGUUUUAUGAAUCCUAUUCUCGGGAACUUCUAACAGAGAAACAGCUGAUGCAGCUGGGCCUGUUGACACCCGUGGAGAGGAAAAUGGUCAUCAAAUCCAUCAAUUCAAACAAAUGCAUUUGUUUACUGUCACACUGGCCUUUUUUUGAAGCUUUUAAAAAAUUUCUUAUGUUUAUCUACAAACUCUCUGUGUCUGGACCACAUCCUCUUCCCAUUGAGAAGUACAUUUCACAUUUUAUGCAGAACAUCCCUUUUCCUUCACCACAAAGACCAAGAAUACUUGUACAGCUGUCAGUUCAUGAUGCAUUAAUAUUAUCACAGCCUGUUUGUACACCUUUACCACUAAGUGGAGCCAACUUUAGCACUUUGCUGAUGAACCUGGGUCCUGAGAACUGUGCAACAUUGCUGCUCUUGGUUUUACUUGAGAGUAAGAUUCUACUGCAUUCUCUUAGGCCAGCUGUCUUGACUGGGGUAGCUGAAGCAGUUGUUGCUAUGAUCUUUCCAUUUCAUUGGGAAUGCCCCUACAUCCCCCUUUGUCCUCUGUCAUUGGCUGCAGUGCUUAGUGCACCCUUCCCAUUCAUAGUUGGAGUUGACUCAAGGUAUUUUGAUCUUCAUGACCCACCACAAGAUGUUGUUUGCAUUGACUUGGAUACAAACAUGUUGUAUGUAUCAGAUGAAAAGAAGAACAUGAACUGGAAGCAUCUUCCCAAAAAGCCAUGCAAAAAUCUACUUGGUACCUUAAAGAAAUUGUAUCCUCAGGUUUGUUCAGUUCACCAAAAAACUCAAGAAGGUUCAGCAAUUGAAAUGACUCCAAUUGAAGCAGAUUUCUCCUGGCAAAAGAAGAUGACACAACUUGAGAUGGAAACUCAAGAGGCAUUUUUGCGAUUUAUGGCAUCUAUUUUAAAAGGGUAUAGAACAUAUCUCAGACCAAUUACAGAGGCUCCUUCAAAUAAAGCCACAGCUGUAGAUUCAUUGUUUGAUCGACAAGGAUUUUUAAAAAGCCGAGAUCGUGCCUAUACAAAAUUCUAUACCCUUUUAUCCAAAACACAGAUUUUUAUUCGUUUUAUCGAAGAAUGCAGUUUUGUAAGUGAUAAAGACACUGGACUGGCAUUUUUUGAUGACUGCAUAGAGAAGUUGUUUCCUGAUAAAGGCAUAGAGAAAACAGAUAAGGUUGAUUGGGAUUCAGCAGAAGAUACCAAAUUGAUAGAAUUAGAUGAUUCACAGAAAAGUGAGCACACUGUAUUUAUAAUGCCACCUGAGCCACCUCCCGAUGAUGGAAAGGACCUGUCACCAAAGUACAGUUACAAUUUCUUUCCAAGACUGGAUCUUAAGCUUUUUGACAGACCACAGGAGUUGAAACUUUGUUUUAGUAGACACCCUACUGGGAAUAACAUUACAAACAGUCCAGCUCUCAUGGCUAAAAGAACUAAACAGGAGAUAAAGACAGCUCAUAAAUUGGCAAAGAGAUGUUACACAAAUCCACCACAAUGGGCCAAAUGUCUGUUCAGUCAUAGUUACAGUUUAUGGUUUAUUUGUCUCCCAGCCUAUGUUAGAGUUUCUCAUCUAAAGGUCAGAGCACUUCAACAUGCAUAUGAUGUACUUAUUAAGAUGAGGAAAAUAGAUGUGGAUCCACUGGACGAGGUGUGCUAUCGAGUAGUAAUGCAGCUUUGUGGACUUUGGAGUCAUCCUGUUUUAGCAGUAAGAGUCUUAUUUGAAAUGAAAACUGCUAAAAUAAAGCCAAAUGCUAUUACUUAUGGUUAUUACAAUAAGGUAGUUUUGGAGAGCCAGUGGCCUAGCACUACCCGCAGUGGUAUCUUUCUGUGGACAAAAGUACGGAACGUGGUACAUGGCUUGGCACAGUUUAGGAAGCCACUUAAAAAGACUAUGCAAAACUCACCAGUUUCCUCAAUAUCAGCUCCUCAGAAUGCCACAGGUGGAAGUGAUGGGGACACGGUGAGCCACGGUAGCGUGGAUAGUUCUAAUGAUGCUAACAAUGGGGAGCACACAGUCUUCGUCAGAGACUUAAUCAGACUUGAUUCCAUUGAUAAUCACUCUAGCACAGGUGGUCAGUCUGACCAAGGCUAUGGGUCUAAGGAUGAACUGAUAAAGGAUGAUCCAGAAACUCAUGUGUCUGAAGAACAAGUGGCACAGGAGUUGAUAACUAAAACAAAAGUUCAGAUACAAGAUGUGAGUGAUGGGUCUGCUGUUGUGGUAAAAUAUUCACAACCUAGUCCCGAGACUCAGAGUCCUGUUGACCCUCCUGCCUGGGGCAACAGUAUUGUGAAAGCUCCGUCUGGGAUAUUUGAUAUCAACAACAGGAAAGGUAGCACUGGUAGUACAUCAAAUACAUUAUUUUCUACUCAAGAUCCACUUGAAGAUACAGUAUUUGAAGUUACUAAUUUCAAGAAGAAUGGUGACAAAGGAGAAAGAAGGCAAAAGCAUUUUUCAGAGAGGAGUUGUAGUUUUAGUUCUGAAAGUCGAGCAGGAAUGUUACUUAAGAAGAGCAGUUUGGAUUUGAAUUCAAGUGAAAUGGCUAUCAUGAUGGGAGCAGAUGCCAAGAUUCUCACAGCAGCAUUGACAUGUCCUAAGACUUCUCCACUUCAUGUUACAAGAACUCACAGCUUUGAGAAUGCUAGUGGUCAUCUAGUUGACACCAGUACUCACGUAUCUGAAAACAUUUGGGAUUCUGAACGUAGGUCAUCUACCAUGUUAGAGAUGCUUGAGGAAAGUCAAGAAUUCUUAGAGCCUGUCAUUGAUGAUAAUGUAGCUAAAACUACACCAGUUACAUUUGACAGUCUACAAAAUAAUAGUAACAGCAAUCAAUCCAGAGACUUAAAAGCAGGAUCCAAACAUCUAAUGAAUAAAAGAAGCAGUUCACAUGGUGCUGUUAAGGCCAUUGAAAGGGAAGAUGUUGAAACUGGACUUGAUCCUCUGUCUCUUUUAGCUACUGAAUGUACAGAAGAAAAAUCUCCUGAUUCUGAAGAAAAUAUACUUUCUCCAGUUAUUUCAAGGAAUCUGGCUGAUGAAAUUGAAAGCUACAUGAACUUAAAAAGUCCCCUGGGGAGUAAAUCUUCUAGUAUGGAGUUGAGUGGAGAGGGAAACACUGGUGUUGCAGCUAGUCACCCUUUAGAAAGGAGAUCAAGCCUCCCUUUUGAUCAUGGUCCACCAGCACAAGAAAAUCCAGAAAGUGAAAAGUACUCCUCUGUAGUGUCCCGGUCUAAAACUUUUACUGGGCGUUUUAAGCCACAAACUCCAUAUCGAACUCAUAAGGAUCGUUCGUCUUUAUCGGCAUUGGUACGAUCUUCACCACAUAGCCCACUGGGCUCUGUAGUAAAUUCAUUAUCAGGGCUAAAGCUGGAUAAUAUACUCUCAGGGCCCAAGAUAGAUGUCCUAAAAUCUGGUAUGAAACAAGCAGCAACAGUAGCAAGUAAGAUGUGGGUGGCUGUAGCAUCUGCCUACAACUACUCAGAUGAUGAGGAAGAAACUGGUAGAGAUUAUAGCUUCCCAGCUGGCCUAGAAGACCAUAUUUUGGGGGAGAAUGUAUCAACUAACACAAGUGUUUCAGGAUUGGUUCCCAGUGAACUUACCCAGAGCAACACAAGCCUUGGAAGUAGCAGCAGCAGUGGAGAUGUUGGAAAAAUGCAAUACUCAACAGGUGACGUUCCAUUUCCAAGAGGAAUAAAAAGGCAAGACUUUGAAAAAUCAGAUCAUGGUUCAUCUCAAAAUACCAGCAUGUCUAGCAUCUAUCAGAAUUGUGCAAUGGAGGUUUUGAUGUCAAGUUGUUCACAAUGUAGAGCUUGUGGAGCAUUAGUUUAUGAUGAAGAAAUUAUGGCUGGGUGGACGGCAGAUGAUUCAAAUUUGAAUACAACCUGUCCAUUCUGUAAAAGCAACUUUUUGCCUCUCCUCAAUGUAGAAUUUAAAGACUUGAGAGGUUCUGCAAGCUUUUUCUUGAAACCAAGUACGUCUGGUGACAGUUUGCAAAGUGGCAGCCUGCCUUUGGCUAGUGAGCCCCUGGAGCACAAACCUGUAUGCAAUUCAGCAGAACCGGACUUGAUUAACUUUAUGGAUUUCCCAAAACAUAACCAGACUAUAACAGAAGAAGCAAGCCAUACAGUUGACUCGAGUGGUGAAUUAAAGCAAGCCAGUGGAGAUGUCCAAACUAUGAAAAUUUCAUCUGUGCCUAAUAGUUCAUCAAAACGAAAUGUAUCUUUGACUCGAAGCCACAGUGUUGGAGGCCCUUUGCAAAAUAUUGACUUCUCCCAAAGACCAUAUCAUGGCAUUUCUACAGUCAGUCUUCCAAAUAGUCUGCAGGAAGUUGUGGACCCUUUAGGAAAGAAACCUAAUCCUCCCCCCGUAUCUGUGCCGUAUUUGAGUCCUCUGGUACUUCGUAAAGAACUUGAAUCUCUGUUAGAAAAUGAAGGUGAUCAGGUGAUUCAUACAUCCUCUUUCAUCAAUCAACAUCCAAUCAUAUUCUGGAACCUUGUGUGGUAUUUCAGACGUUUGGACCUACCUAGCAACUUACCAGGACUUAUUCUCACAUCUGAACAUUGUAAUGAAGGUGUACAGCUUCCUCUGUCAUCUUUGUCUCAAGAUAGCAAACUUGUAUAUAUUCAGCUGUUAUGGGAUAAUAUCAAUCUUCAUCAGGAACCAGAAGAACCUCUGUAUGUUUCUUGGAGGAAUUCUAAUUCUGAAAAGAAGUUGUCUCUUCUGUCAGAGGAACAAGAAGCCACAAGCACUUUAGUAGAAGCUAUUAGGCAGAGUAUUCGACAUAAUGAUGUGCUUAGACCCAUCCACCUGCUUUCCCAACAAAUGAAGCCAGACAUGAAAAGACAAAGGAGUUUAUACAGAGAAAUCCUUUUCUUAUCAUUAGUGUCUCUUGGAAGAGAAAAUAUUGAUAUUGAGGCUUUUGACAAUGAAUAUGGACUUGCGUACAAUAGUCUGUCUUCAGAGAUUCUUAAAAAAUUACAGAGAAUUGAUGCCCCACCAAGUAUCAGCGCACAGUGGUGCAGGAAGUGUUUUGGAGCACCUCUCAUUUAAGAUUCCUUUGGAUUCUAACACAAAGUGCCAGGGGGACAGUCCGAUUGUGUCUGGAAACAUUAGAAGUGCUUUCCAAAUCCUAAUUGAUGAAAACUGAGAUAUCUGGAAUGGUAAUUCAUACUGAAUUGUCUCAAAAUGCCACUAAAAUGUCCUUAGAUUUAUUGAUGUUGAAAAGUUUCAACUCCAACUGUUUCUCUGCUGCAAACUUGUUUUUUGGAUUUCACAGUAUUUGUAGUUUAGUAGUAGUGAAAAGAAAAUCCAGUCAUCUUAAGCAUUUGUUUAUAUUUGUUCAUAUUUGAAAGGUUUGAGGAAUGGCAAAUCAUACUUGCCUAACCUCGAAAUAAAUGAAAUAUUUCAAUUUUAAGAGCAACUAUUGGUGUGACUAUAUAGUAGGGGAGCUGUGUAGGUUUGUGUAUACAUGUAUAUUUAUUAAAAUACUUAAAUUGCGUGUUGCAAUAGUUUUCUGAAAGGGUUGUUUCAUUGCCUAUUAAAUGACUACUGCUAAACUAAUCUGUAGUCAUUAAUCCCUAAAUUACCUAGAAGUCAUGACAACUGCCUUGAUUUAAAAUUUUAAUAUAUAUCACUUUUUUAUUAUGAAUUAUUUUGCUUAAUGAAUUAUAUCUUGAAUAUCCAGGUACUUCCGUCUUCUUCCAAUACUGUGUUCAUUUGCAAUGGCCUUAAAAUUCAUAACAGUUAUUUGGGACAAGCCUAAAAUGCACACAUGUAUAGUUUUCUGUCCUGAAAUCUUUUUUCAGGCACAUAAAUUGGUCACUUUUUAAAAACCUGUGGGAUAAACUUGCACUGCAAACAUGUUUUAUUCUUGUACAAUAUUUAGAUUUAUAUGCUUUUGAGUAAAAAUGUGCAUUUGUAAAUAUUGUGUUUUUUUUUAGGUUGAAUUAAAUCUUAAAACUGAAGCUCAUUGAGCUUGUUGCCAGUAGGUUUAAGAAAUUAUGACCUCACAUGCCUUACUUUCGACACUUAUCAUGCUUUUUGUUCAAAAUAUCCACUAAGAAGUGUUUGCCUUAACUCUACAUGGCUUAAGACCCAAUGAAUGGUUUGUGUGUGAAUUUACAAUAAUUAUGCAGAUGACUAAAUCAGUUGACACAUAAAAUAAUUACCUCCACCUGGUACACCUAACAGCACAAAUUCUUCUAUAUAACCUUUUAAAAAUUAGUGUAUCAGUGUUUCAGCAUUUAAAGUUCAGUCAGAAUGCUAAAAAAAAAAAAAAUUAACAGAAUUGUGUACAAUCUUUAUUAACUUCAAAAUGGACCUUUUGCACUGUCUCAGGAGUAUAUAUUUUUGCAGUUUGUAACACUUAUUGACCCAACAAACUUUGGAUUUAACUUGCAUAUAAAACUUGAGGCUGAAUAAAAUGAAAAAUAAUUUUAAAUUCA